Podospora anserina S mat+ is the source of this 2013-nucleotide messenger RNA. RefSeq lists its product as uncharacterized. The record is from RefSeq and is a predicted model, not a curated record. Gene Ontology annotation, molecular function: protein binding; zinc ion binding; transcription cis-regulatory region binding. Gene Ontology annotation, biological process: positive regulation of transcription by RNA polymerase II. The transcript is spliced from 3 exons. Gene Ontology annotation, cellular component: nucleus. Bases 1 to 2013 code for a protein of 670 amino acids. NCBI's taxonomy places the organism in Eukaryota, Fungi, Ascomycota, Sordariomycetes, Sordariales, Podosporaceae.
AUGGAAGAGUGGCAAAUCCAGCCACAAACGAUGAAUCCUACUGGGCCAUUGGGGCGGGGCUCCCGUGGGAAGCUCGACCUCGCGAAAUGCGAUCACUGCCGUAAAGAUAGAAAGAAGUGCACACCACAACCACGCCAAUGGCCUCAGAGAUGCGAUCGUUGCGAAGACAAAGGCUUCAAGUGCUCGCCCAGCACACAGGCUCGCAAGCGAAGAAGAGAAAACCCAAGAGGCCUCCUGCUCUCGGCAAGCUUCCUUCCUCAGGACCGCCCAUCGACUCAUCCUUACUUCAGGUCGGACGCGAUUAGCUUCUUGAAGAUUUUGUAUCGAGUGAGAACGAAAAUAUCCCUUUGGGAAAAGGAUCUAGGUACUAUAUACGUGCGGGAGGACAUUACAACCCUUUGCAACAUCGGGUGUGAAUUCGUUACUGUCAUAGAGACUCUCCAUGAGAAUCUCCUCGAACACAUCGCUUCUAAAAUUGCUGGUCUUUCGACCGGACAAAACGAUUCGCAUAACACGGCGUUAGAGGCCUCCAGAUUACACCUUGCGGCCUGCAGCAUCCUGCAAGCCAAAAACACCGAAUGGAAUGAGAAAGACUACGAAUCUUUCUCUGUUACCGAAUCCACCCUCAUCAAUUCGAUGAUCAAGAGUAACCUUCUCAACGACGAGAUAGGUGCUGUUUUGAUCUUGGAGGAUGAGCUUUUGGCCAAGAGGGCACAUAACCGCAAAGACAGCUUACAUGCCGUCGAAACCCUCGCCAGUCGAUUUGAAAAGUUCCGUCCUGUCAUGGAGAAACUCUGGAACUGGUGCACGGUGCCAUCCAAGGCAACUAAUCUACGGUACGGAGGGAUGUCUGUAAUUGAAAGGUUUCGAAAUGCUUCCGUCAUUGACGUCAAUGCUACUUGGAUUCGAACAUUGGUCAUGGAAAAGGCUACCUGGAGCCUGCAGGACUGUCUUGGCGCCCCCAUUCUGCAUGGUAUUCUUCGAGGACUUGGUCGAGGGCUGUGGACCCCAUCACGAGAAGAGGAAAAGUACCUAUACAGCAACAUUGGCCCUUACUGUGCCCAACACAAUCCGGCAGACAUUCUCGGUCGCUCUGCCAUACACAUUGCCGCUCAAUACAACGUACCUGGAGCUGUCACAGCUCUACUUGAGUCAGGUAUCAAUCCCGACCAGGAGGCCGACAACGGGAUGCUCGCACUGCACUUGGCAGCCGCCUCAGGACAUUUGGAGGCUUGCAAAGUUCUCCUGAACCAUGUCGAGAAAUUCUGGUCCUUUGAUCACCUCGACAUGACUGCUCUAGACUAUGCUUUACGCAAUGGCAAUCGGGAUAUUGUCAGGCUUUUAUUGGAGAAUGGCAAUGGGGAUUACGCCGUCGCGAGCAUUUCGUGGAUGGCACUAACUGCUGCAAUGGGGCAAUGUAAAACCUUUGGUGUGUGCACAGAGGUUUUGAAUUGGUACGAAAUGGCAUUUUCCCCUGCCUCCCUUGACACUUUCCAGGAUGACAGUGGAGAUACGGUGUUACAUGUCGCAGUUCUUGCGGGCAAUCUCGAGGUUGUUCAGGAGCUUGCAAAACGGAGUGCCAAGUGGCGCCGGGGCUCGAUCAACCUACAAGAUGAAGACGGCCGAACAGCGCUAUGCUUAGCGGUGCGGACACAAAGAGGAAAGGACUGGUUAGCUAUCAUCCGGACUCUUUUAGGGAUUGAUGGGAUUGACAUCGACGUUCGGGAUCACAAGGGAAAGGCGCCAAUGGAUUAUGCAAAAGAAUACGAACUAUCUCUUGUGGUGCGCAUGUUGGAAAAUAAGCAGAAUGCAUCAACUCGAGGAGAGGCCACCAAUCCCAGUCAACACUGCCUGCAGACAACUCAUUCUGUGCCAGAGGGUGUCGCUUUACCUAUACCUUCGCAGCAACCACUUCACCUCCUGCCUCCUCUUGCUUCAGAACCAGGGUAUUGGUCGCAAGGUUAUUCUCCUCAUUUCUCCCAAGACAACAACAACAACAACCAACCAUUCUGA